AUGGUUGGGGCCGGAGGCCACGCCCCCUUGGCGGCGCUCCCGGCGGUCGGUCCUCCGCCGCUCGAGCCCCCAAGUGCAGCUCGCUCGCCCGGGGCGCAUCCGGGCCUUCUUCUCGCCGCCUUCCCGCUCGGUCGGCCCGCAACUAGGCGAUCCCCGACCCCCUUCUUCAUGGCGUCGCUUCUGUGCUGUGGGCCCAAGCUGGCCGCCUGCGGCAUCGUCCUCAGCGCCUGGGGAGUGAUCAUGUUGAUAAUGCUUGGAAUCUUUUUCAAUGUCCAUUCCGCUGUGCUAAUCGAGGACGUUCCUUUCACCGAGAAAGAUUUUGAGAAAGACCCUCAGAAAAUAUAUGAACUUUACGAGCGAGUCAGCUACAACUGUUUCAUCGCCGCGGGCCUUUACCUCCUCCUGGGAGGCUUCUCUUUCUGCCAAGUUCGGCUCAAUAAGCGCAAGGAAUACAUGGUGCGCUAG
Odobenus rosmarus divergens (Pacific walrus) is the source of this 465-nucleotide messenger RNA. It is a transcript of the gene RNASEK, whose product is annotated as ribonuclease, RNase K. The transcript is spliced from 3 exons. Gene Ontology annotation, molecular function: RNA endonuclease activity. NCBI's taxonomy places the organism in Eukaryota, Metazoa, Chordata, Mammalia, Carnivora, Odobenidae. The record is from RefSeq and is a predicted model, not a curated record. The coding region runs from base 1 to 465 and encodes 154 amino acids.